AUGAUGUCAAGAAAUAGUCCGGAAGCACCUACUUGUAAAAUGACAGAACCAAUCAAUUUUGAGAUAAACAAAAGCAAGCUUCCCCCACACGAGUCAGUAAGAAGUCCCGGAGGACACAGCAGCCAUCCUAAUUUCAGGCUGAAGAGCCCAGAGAAUGGAAAUAAAAAGAACAAUUUUUUGCUUUGUGAGCAAACCAAACAGUAUUUGGUCAGCCAGGAAGAGAGUUCAGUAGUCUCAAAUGCUAAUGACGUCAACGGGGAAGCUGUUGGAUUGAAAUCAAUAGGUGAGUGAAAACUUCUGGCUUUAUGAAACGUGGUGUCAUCUGUAAGUGUUGACAGCAAUUCACCACCCAAAGAGGUAAUUAGUAAACCUAGCAACUAUGUUUCUCCAGCAAAGAAUUCCUUGUCCAUUAGCAACCCAGCACUCUUCAACUCCUUAGUGUCUCCCUUGCGGUCCACAACUUGCCAUCGAUGCGGGCUGUUUGGCUCCCAGAGGUGCUCCCAGUGCAAGCAAACGUACUACUGCUCCAUAGCCUGCCAGAGGAGGGACUGGUCUGAGCACAGCAUCGUGUGCAAACCUGUGCAACACAAUUUCCGCCAUCUUGAAGAUACUAAACCAUCUUUUGAAGCAAAGAAUACAGAAGUGAAAAAAGAGAGUGAUUAUCCACUGGGAGGUACUAAAGAAACUGCCGUUUCUGCUAAUAAAAUAAUGUUUUCUGAUUUGAGAAGUCUGCUGCUCAAGGAAACUAUGGAAAUAAAGGGGACAGUGACAGAAUUCAAACACCCAGGAGACUUUCAUGUGCAGUUACAUUCUUCUGAAGUUUUAGGAUACAUGAAACAGCUCUCUGCUGACCUGAGGGAAACAUAUGCAAAUAUGGUGCAUGAAGAUGGCUAUCUUCCUAUUAAAGGGGAAGUUUGUGUUGCCAAAUACAUAAUGGACCAGACCUGGAACCGAGUAGUAAUAAAAGAUGUGGAUCCACUGCAAAAGAAGGCUCACGUCUUAUAUAUAGACUACGGAAAUGAGGAAAAACUCCCUGUGGACAAAAUUCACCGGCUAAAUAGAAACAUUGACUUGUUCCCUCCUUGUGCCAUAAGAUGCUUUGUGGCCAAUGUCAUCCCAGCAGAGGGGGACUGGAGUAGUCAGUGCAUCAAAACUAUUAAACCAAUGCUAAUGGAGCAGUUCUGCUCACUCAAGAUAGUUGACAUCUUAACAAAGGAAAUGGCUACCUUUGCUGUGGAUAUCACACUGCAAAGUUCAGGAAAAACCCUAGACCAUGUGCUUGUAGAAAUGGGAUAUGGCUUAAAACCCAUGGGACAAAGCUCUCAGAAACCAAGUGCAGAUCCAAGUGAUCCUGAGGAUGUUGGAACAGUGGUGGCCAAAAACAAAACCAUUGUUAACAGAAGUGACCUGAUCCCCAAGGUAUUGACUCUGAAUGUGGGUGAUGAGUUCUGUGGUAUGGUCGCCCACAUUCAGACACCAGAAGAUUUCUUCUGCCAGCAGCUACAGAGUGGACAUAAGCUUGCUGAACUACAGGCAUCCCUUAGCAAAUACUGUGGCCAACUAUCUCCACGUUCCAAUUUUUAUCCAACGAUUGGUGAUAUCUGUUGUGCUCAGUUUUCAGAGGAUGAUCAAUGGUACCGUGCCUCUGUUCUGGCUUAUGCCUCAGAAGAAUCAGUACUGGUGGGAUAUGUCGAUUAUGGGAACUUUGAAAUCCUGAGUUUGACAAGGCUUUGUCCCAUAACUCCCAAGUUGUUGGAGUUGCCGAUGCAAGCUAUAAAAUGUAUGCUGACAGGAGUAAAGCCAUCAUUAGGGGUCUGGACUCCAGAAGCUACUUGUCUCAUGAAAAGUAUUGUGCAGAACAAAAUGAUCAGAGUGAAGGUGGCAGACAGGUUGGAGAACAGCUCCCUGGUGGAGCUUGUGGACAUUUCCGUGACACCAAACAUCAGUGUGACCAAAGCCCUAAUAGAUGCAGGCUUCGCUGUGGGCACACAGGGGAGCAUGGUGGAGAAACCCAGUGACAAGGAAGAAGCAAGUGUUUCCUUGAGUAUAGAAGAAAAAGUAGAGCCAUUGGAAUGGAACUGGGUUGAACUUGCUAUUGAUCAGACAAUAGAUGUUGUGGUCAGUGUGAUAUAUAAUCCUGGAGAAUUUUAUUGCCACAUUCUUAAAGAGGAUGCUUUAAAUCAACUCAAUGAGUUGAACAAAUCAUUAGCAGAAUAUUGUCAGCAGAAGUUACCUGGUGACUCUAAGGCAGAAAUAGGACAACCUUGUUGUGCUUUUUUUGCAGGUGAUGGCAAUUGGUAUCGUGCAUUAGUCAAGGAAAUCCUACCGAAUGGAAAUGUCAGAGUACAUUUUGUGGAUUAUGGAAACACUGAAGAAGUUACUUCAAAUGAUCUACAUACGAUAGCAUCAAAAUUUCUAAAAUUUCCUUUUCAAGGGAUACAGUGCUGGCUAGUAGAUAUUCAACCUAAAAACAAACUCUGGUCUGUCAAAGCCAUCGAAAGAUUUCGGUCAAGUGUCGCUGGGGUCAAACUCCAAGCCCGGGUGGUAGAAUUCAGAGAACAUGGAAUGGGAAUUGAGCUCACAGAUCUUUCCACUUCAUAUCCCCGAAUAAUUAGUGACAUCCUGAUCGAAGAAAAUUUGGUUUUACAAACUAGUUCUCCACACAAAACCUUACCAAGCAGCCAGCCUACGAACAAACAGGAAUUUCAUGUUGACUUCUCAAUGCGUCAAGCUAUCUCUCCAGCGAUGCAUUGGAGAACAAUAGAAUUGCCAAUUAAUAAAACAGCCCCAGCAAGCAUAUUAGAAAUCAUAAACCCGAACUUGUUUUAUGCUCUACCAAAUGAGAUGCCAGACAAUCCGGAAAAACUGUGUAGGCUAACAGCAGAAUUGUUAGAAUAUUGCAAUACUCAGAAAAACCGACCGAACUAUCGGCCAAGAGUUGGAGAUGCUUGCUGUGCCAAAUACACAAGUGACAAUUUCUGGUACCGCGCCAUUGUGCUAGGGGUGUCGGAGGCAGACGUGAAAGUACUUUAUGCUGAUUAUGGGAACAUUGAGAUGCUCCCGCUCUCCAGAAUCCAGCCUAUCCCUGCCAGGCUCCUGCAGCUCCCCUUCCAGAUCAUCAAAUGCUCGCUUGAAGGACUAAGGGAAUUGAAUGGAAGCUGUUCCCAAUUAAUAAUAGAACUGUUAAAAAAUUUAAUGUUGAAUCAGAAUGUAAUGCUCUCGAUAAAAGGACUUAUGAAGAAUGUUCACAUAGUAUCGGUUGAGAAAUACUCUGAAAAUGGUACUAUCAAUGUUGCUGAUAAACUGGUGAUGUAUGGACUGGCAAAAAAUGUCACACCGAAAAAGCAGGCAGCUUUAAAUAAAGAAAAGACGCCUAAGGUGGAUUGCUGCUGCAUGGAAUUACAGAAACAAGUGGACAAACAUGAGCAGAUUCUUCUUUUCCUCUUAAACAAUCCAAUCAAUCAAAAUAAGUUUGCGGAAAUGAAAAAAUUGUUAAAAAGCUAA
This is a messenger RNA of Suncus etruscus (white-toothed pygmy shrew), 3504 nucleotides long. It is a transcript of the gene TDRD1, whose product is annotated as tudor domain containing 1. The transcript is spliced from 24 exons. The record is from RefSeq and is a predicted model, not a curated record. NCBI's taxonomy places the organism in Eukaryota, Metazoa, Chordata, Mammalia, Eulipotyphla, Soricidae.